AUGGAUGAUACUAUCUUUAUUUCUCAAAGCAAGUAUGCUAAGAAUAUAGUGACGAAGUUUGGGAUAGAAAAUGCUAGUCACAAAAGAACACCUGUAACAACAUACUUGAAAUCAACUAAAGAUGAAAAAGGUGUUGAUAUGGAUCAAAGAGUACGUGCUAGAUAUAAGGUUGAGCCUAAAAUUAGUCACAUUACUCAAGUAAAUAGGAUCUUGAAAUACAUCAAUGGUACUAGUGAGCAUGGCAUGUUGUAUUCUCAUAGAACUAAUUCCAUGCUUGUAGGGUAUUGUGAUGCAAGUUGGGAAGGUAGUGCUGAUGAUAGAAAAAUAACUUCUGGAGAUGUUUCUUCUUAG
Molecule: messenger RNA, 351 nt
Organism: Lathyrus oleraceus (garden pea)
Lineage: Eukaryota; Viridiplantae; Streptophyta; Magnoliopsida; Fabales; Fabaceae
Exons: 2
Coding region: 1-351 (116 amino acids)
Source: RefSeq, a predicted model, not a curated record